This is a messenger RNA of Apis dorsata (giant honeybee), 1791 nucleotides long. RefSeq lists its product as uncharacterized. The record is from RefSeq and is a predicted model, not a curated record. Gene Ontology annotation, biological process: negative regulation of cell migration. Lineage: Eukaryota; Metazoa; Arthropoda; Insecta; Hymenoptera; Apidae. The coding region runs from base 544 to 1737 and encodes 397 amino acids. The transcript is spliced from 8 exons.
GCUCGCUUGAUUAGAGUAUGCAACGGAGCCAGCGCCGUGAGUCUGCGCAAAGAAGUUCUCAAAUCUGGCCGUCACCUGUAUUGAAAAGUUUUAUCGUGUAAUAUAAAGUGGGGAUUCGUGAAAUUCUGGACGCCCCCUAGUAGCAUACGUGCGUCACAACGUGUAGCGUCUUGCACGUAUACUGUCAAGCCAAAAUCGCGGUGUUAGUUACAGAACUGGCAACGAAUCGAUGUAAACAAGUAAAAUAAAGAUGGUGACGAUCAGUGAUUUUUUCGUCAUAACAAAUUAUCGCGAUUGAACUUUUUACAUGCUUUUUAUAUAUUAUACGGACAGAACGGAGCUAAUUUCGACUACUGUCACGAUCAUCGAAACAUGCUGUUUUCAGUAAAGGUAAUUACUUACAAUUAUAAACAUAAACCGAUAAUAAAUUGUGAAAAAAGAUAUUGGAAUGAAUUUGGUUGGGAUAAACUUUUAUUGGUUUUUUAUGAAUUUGUUAUCAUGUGAUAUGAUUUCUUUAUAAGCAGUCUGAAAAUAACGUGCAAAAUGUUUAGUUUCCAUAAACCAAAAGUGUAUCGAUCUAGUACUGGAUGUUGCAUCUGUAAAGCUAAAUCAAGCAGCUCAAGAUUUACAGAUAGUAAAAAAUAUGAAGAUGAUUUUAUGGAAUGUUUUCAACUUGAGGAAAGAAGAACUGGAGAAAUUUGUAAUGCAUGUGUACUCUUGGUAAAAAGGUGGAAAAAAUUACCUGCAGGAAGUAACCGCAAUUGGAGACAUGUUGUAGAUGCACGUGCAGGACCUGGUAUUAAAUCAUUGACAAAAUUUAAAUCAAAAAAUAAAAAGAAAAUAAAAGAUAUACCGGAAAAGUUUGAAAAGAUUAUGAAGAAAAAACAUAUGUAUUUAAAAGCAGAUAGAGAUCGGGAACAAAGCCCAGCAAUGAGUGAUGAUUUAACAGAAGAUUAUUUGAAUGGAGAUGGUAGUAAAGGUUCAAGUCGAGCUGGUAGUCCUGUAGGUAGUGAUGAUAUUCCAGUAACUGAAAAACAAUUAGAUAUGCAAGAUGAUCCAGAAUCAAAGGAUGACUUAACUGUCAGUGGUUUUAUUGAUUUAACAUAUUUUAAAAGGGAAAUUAUUUGUUGUGGAACAAUAUUUAAAGGUCGAUAUGGAGAAGUAAUAGUGGAUCCUUCAUUGAUAAAACCUUGUAUUGGUUGUAUAGCUAGACAACAACGACAACAACAAACAAAUGCAUUGAGUUGCAGUCCUGUGCAUAGUUCUGCAUCUGCCAGCCCUGUUCACAGUUCUGCAUCUGCUAGUCCUGCCCAUAGUGUAGAGUCUAGUACAGAAACAAUGGUCUCUAAGCAAGCAAGUAAAACAUUUAGUGAUUCAUCGUCAGAUUCUGGCUAUGACGAAUCUUCCAACCAAGGAGUUGGUGAGAGUAAAAUUACCAAAAUUAUUCAAAAUGCAAGUGCUACUGUAAAACCAGCAGUUAAAAUACAACCAUUGAAGAGUGUUCAAUUAAAAGCUAUACCAGUAUCGGAAGCUGUCAGGUUAAAAACAGAUGUACCAAUUAAAUUGGUACCUAUAAAACAAAUUGAUCAAUUAUCUUGUAAACCAUUAUCAUUAGUUUCUUCUGCUAAUGUUACUUUAAGCAGUAGUACUUCACACUCCAUUGUUACCGUCCCAAAUAAUCCACUUGUCGAUUUUGCCAUGCACGCAGCCUCUUCUAGGCAAUCAGUCUCUAAUUAAUGUCAGUCUUUUAUAGAAUUUUAAUUUAUUUUUUUUUUUUUUUUUUUUUUUUUU